Lotus japonicus is the source of this 1869-nucleotide messenger RNA. RefSeq names its product cytochrome P450 71D8-like. The record is from RefSeq and is a predicted model, not a curated record. NCBI's taxonomy places the organism in Eukaryota, Viridiplantae, Streptophyta, Magnoliopsida, Fabales, Fabaceae. The transcript is spliced from 2 exons. Gene Ontology annotation, molecular function: monooxygenase activity; oxidoreductase activity, acting on paired donors, with incorporation or reduction of molecular oxygen; iron ion binding. The coding region runs from base 16 to 1545 and encodes 509 amino acids.
UAUUUCACUAUUGCAAUGGAAUUACAGUACUCCUUUCUAGCUAUUACUUUACUCCCCUUCUUGUUGCUUUGGCUUGCAAAGCAGAAAAUCAAAGUUAGCAGAGCCAUGGUUCAUAAACAACCCCCGGGGCCAUGGAAACUGCCUCUAUUAGGGAACUUGCAUCAACUGGCAAUGGCGGGAUCACUUCCACACCAUGCUCUUAGAGAUUUAGCUCACAAAUAUGGUCCUCUAAUGUACCUUCAACUGGGCGAAAUUCAUGCAAUGGUUGUAUCAUCCCCUGAUAUGGCCAAGGAGAUAAUGAAGACUCAUGAUCUUGCUUUUGCAAAUAGACAACAAACUCUUGCUGCUCAAAUUAUGUUCUAUGGAAAUAAAGAUAUUGUCUUUGCUCCAUAUGGUGAUUACUGGAGACAGAUGAGAAAGGUAUGUACCUUAGAGCUUUUUAGUGCUAAAAGGGUUCAAUCUUUCUCAUACGUUCGAGAAGAUGAGGUGGCUAAACUCAUACAAUCCAUUCGAUUUUCUACACCAAAAGGUUCACCAAUCAAUUUCAGCAAAAGCGUGUUUUCUUUGUUAAGCGCUUUAGUUUCAAGGACGGUAUGGGGUAAAAAAUCCAACUAUGAAGAUGAAAUUAUGCCUUUGCUCCAGAAAACUAUGGAAAUGGUUGGAGGUUUUGAUGUUGCUGAUUUGUUCCCUUCACUAAAACCUCUUCAUCUCAUAACUCGGAAGAAAGCUAAAUUGGAGGGUAUGCGUAAGAAGCUGGACAAGAUCUUAGAAAAUGUUAUCAAUGAUAAUCAAUCAAACCAUGGAAAGGAUGAAACUCUCAUUGAUGUUCUUUUGCGUGUGAAACAAAGUAGCAAUCUUGACAUACCAAUCACUAUUGAGAACAUCAAAGCCGUUCUAUGGGAAAUGUUUGGUGCUGGGACUGAUAGUUCAGCAACGGUAAUAGAGUGGGCUAUGUCAGAGCUGAUGAAGAACCCAAGAGUGAUGGAGAAGACACAAGUUGAAAUAAGAAAAGCUUUCAAGGGGAAGAAAAUUAUUAUCGAGACGGAUCUACAAGAACUUAGUUACUUCAAGUUGGUGAUCAAAGAAACCUUGAGGUUACACCCACCUGUUCCUUUGCUGCUCCCAAGAGAAUGUAGGGAAACUAGCAUGAUUGGUGGGUACGAAAUAUCUGUUAAUACUAAAGUGAUAGUAAAUGCAUGGGCACUUGGAAGAGAUCCCAACCUUUGGUAUGAUGCAGAGAAGUUUAUACCCGAGAGGUUUCAUGACACGAGUUUUGAUUUUAGAGGGAAUAACUUUGAGUACCUCCCUUUUGGGGCAGGAAGGAGAAUAUGUCCUGGAAUUUUACUUGGCAUAGCCAAUGUUGAGCUUUCUUUAGCUGCAUUACUCUACCAUUUUGACUGGGAACUCCCCAAUAGUAUGAAACCAGAUGACUUGGACAUGAUUGAACACUUUGGAUCUACAGUUGGAAGGAAAAAUAGCUUGUAUUUGAUUCCAACUCCGUAUGAUUAUUCCCUUCAUCAUGAUGUUCAUGUCCUCACCUAUUGACCAUAUGUUUGAUUACUUGUUGGUGGCUUGGAAUGGCGUGACUCAUAUUUUAAGGGAAGGGAAGGCGAAGGCGGAUGAGCUGGCUAAGGAAGGGUGCUUCCGUGUGGAACCGAUUUGGUCUUAUGUGGGUAACACAGGGCUAUGAAACUAUUUUCCUGCCGUUUUGAUUUGUUUGCAGGGUGUUGGAAGAUUUUAGUUGUUGUUUUCAUUUGCUGUUAUUGCUGUUGUUGUUGCUGUUGGCUGCUGUUGAUGUUGUUGUUGCUGAUGUUGUUUGUUGUUGCUGUACGAAUUUGGUUGUUGUUUACUGCUGUUGCUGUUGUUGUU